AUGGUUAUUCUAGGAGAACCCUUUGGGAGCUUUGUCUGUGUUGGAAGGGACACGGUGAAUACGGAAUCCUUGAUCCUUCCUUGCUUCCAGCCCUUGACUAUAUAUUCGGUCUUUGUCUUGACCGUGGCGGUUCGAACCCUGUUCCUGUCCAUCAUGGUACUGAACAAUCCUUUUGAGUAUCAAAGUGAACAGAUAUCCGUGGAUCACUUGUUGGCAUCAUCGGAACGCAGCAUCUUCUUCCACUUGAGGGCCAACUUUGGGCGGUCAGUCAGCAGCCAGGCCACCGGUAAAUAUGGUACAACUACAGAUGAUGAUGAGACAAGUCACACCGCCAGAGAAAGCAUUGCUAGCUUUGCCGAAGAAACUCGGCACUCCAUGGCAAUGAAAAGGUGGCAAGAACCAAGCAGCCACCACCAUCGUGGCAGCAGCCACCACCAUCGUGACAGUGACCGUACCCAAAAGAGCCAAUCCAAUGUCAGUUUUGCCAACGAUCUGGUGUUUUCCAACAGCAGCCAUGAUCCAAAAGGGACUAGACCGAGCGAUGCCUCUUUUGGUCUCGAGGAACUGGCCAGGAUGCAGAACAGCAAGGUCAGCUUUGCAGAUGUCUUGGUGGAGGAAAUGACACCCUUGACAAGCAAAGCCGAUAACGAUGGCAAUCGCAGCCAUGCUGCCACCUUUAUGACAAAGGGGCCCGGCGUCAAGGGAUUCCUACGAAGCCUUUCCGACGGAAGCAGAGGCAGUGGCAAGACCUUUCGGACUGUUUCCAAGCAUGCUAGCAACUCAUCGACAGACCUGGAUGCAGCAGGACCUCGGUCAAUACUUCGUAGGUCGUGGACAUCCGGUUCUUCAUCGUUGACUUUUCCUUUGCCAGACACCGAACUUGAGCAUGACGAGCCGAGUGUGACCAGCUUUGUUUCGUCUAGCUCUGGUACCUGGUAG
This is a messenger RNA of Seminavis robusta, 939 nucleotides long. The record is from the annotation of a GenBank genome assembly. NCBI's taxonomy places the organism in Eukaryota, Bacillariophyta, Bacillariophyceae, Naviculales, Naviculaceae.